Molecule: messenger RNA, 375 nt
Organism: Fusarium musae
Lineage: Eukaryota; Fungi; Ascomycota; Sordariomycetes; Hypocreales; Nectriaceae
Exons: 2
Coding region: 1-375 (124 amino acids)
Cellular component (GO): membrane
Source: RefSeq, a predicted model, not a curated record
AUGGCCGAGCACCCUUCAUUCACUCUCGCAGGUCUCCUGGCCGCUGGCGGUACAGCUGGCUACAUCCGAACUCGCUCAACGCCUUCUCUCGUCGCUGGCGUCGGUCUCGGUGUCUCAUACGCCUACGCUGGUACGUUCUCCCCUCACCCCACCUCAUCUCACGACUCACAAGACGCAGGCUAUCUCCUCAAGAACAACAAGGACUACGGAUCUGAGCUUGCUCUCGCCAACAGUGUCCUCCUUACCGGCUCUGCUGUACCUAGAAUCAUCAAGACUGGUGGUCGAGCUCCUGUGCCGCUUCUUCUUGGUGCCGUGGGUGGACUUGCGACGUAUUACUAUCAAAAGAAGUUCCGCGAGUUUCGCUACGGUGUAUAG